AUGGAUAUUGUGAUGAAUGAAUUUCUUUAUCUGAUACGAGAAGAUCCAAAGAUUUCCCUAUAUGAAACAAGAAUUUUGGAGGCGUUUUUCGAGAUUGAAUCUGAGCAAUCUCGUUGCCAAACUCUAAACCGUGUUGUAGAUUUUAUGAAGAAUUGUUUACCGAAACUGAGAGAGAAAUUCGGAAAUCAAUCAUCGAAACAAGCGGUCGAGAACUUUAAGCCAAUCAAGGAAUUCGAUGGUUCUGUGCUUGUGGUGAGACACGAGAAUUGGGAGGCGCUUGUUUCAUGGAUGCCUUUAGAAAUCAUCCAAAAUUCAACUUUCACCAAUAUUUGGUACACUCCAAUGUUGGCCUUUUACUUGUCAGAUACGCAACUGAGUGAGAAGGAUUUGAAAGUGAUCAUGGAAAAUUGUCGUCGUAGACGUGAUCAAAAGCAAAUCUCACAAAGUUCAAGCUCAAAAAUGGUGACUCAUAAUGAUGAGAGAGCUCCGUCACCCCCAGCUAGAAGCUCUUCUCGACUCACGAGAAGCAACUUCACUUGUCCGAUUUGUUUUGAUGAUUAUGAUCAAUCAUCGCAUAAACCGAUGAUCAUCUCCGAGUGUGGGCACACUCUUUGCCAAACUUGUGUCAAUAGAUUAGUUGAAUGUCCAGAAUGUCGUGCUCCAAUUCAGCGUGUUAUCGUCAACUUUGCUUUCAAAAACGCGAUCGAAGAACGAGAGCUGCAAGAUGUUCAAGUGAAUCAACUAAAAACUCUCAUUUUGGCUCAGAAACACAUGGUUUUGGUAAGCGGACUACCGGAAAAGAAACCGACGGCAACAAAGAUUUUCAAAGAUUUGAUAGCUGUGUUCGCUGACGAGCCGUUGAAAAUAGAAUUCGUCAAGCCGGCUUCUCUCGGUCAAGCACUUCUCACAUUUAGUCAACUUGAUUUUGCUUUAAAAUUUAUCACACUUUACAACGAGAAAAGAUAUGGGGAUACUGAUUUUUUGAUGAAAAUCGAGCUUUUUAAAGAAACUCCUUCAAGGAAUUUAUCGGUUCCAACAAAAGAUGAGAACAGUGAUUCGGAGAUUUCGAGAAGUUCUUCGCCUCCUCAGCGAAAUCGGAAUCUUGAAAUUGACAAGACGAAGAUUUACCUAAAAAAUCUCCCCUCACAUGCCACAAAUCAGAGUGUGAUCAAAUGGAUCUUCAAAGACAAUCCGAAUUUGGUGUUGGGAAGUUUAUCUCUGAAAUUGGAUCCUUUUGGAAUGCAGACUUGUAUCGCAAAGUUCCGAAAUGAAAAAGAAGUGGACAAGAUAAUCUCGGAGUUUAAUAAUAAGGUUUAUCCGGGUACGGAAACAAUUCUCCAUGUUCGACAUUUCAAAGCAAAUCAACCGAAAGGAAGAUCAAAAUCGAGAGAUCCCCAAUCGCCGAAAGCCGUUGGUGGACGAUUUAAUGGUAGACCGUCUUUGUCUCCAACUCGCGCAGCACAAUCGUCAAAAUUUUCGAAUCUGGCUCAAAGACCUCAAGGAGAGUCGAUUCAAGUGGCUGAAGUGGAUGGAAUCAAAUUUCUCCCAUCGCUUCAACCAAAUCCCAUUCACAAAACCUGCUUGAUCACUUUCAAAACGCCAAGAGCAGCUCAAUUGGCUCAACGUUAUUUCUUUGGAAAGCCUUUUCAACAUCCUGGUUGUUUUUUGAACAUCGAUAACCUUCAACCGCAAACGAGUCCUUCUAUACAGGAAAAUCGAGUUUUAAUCAAAAAUCUGCCUGCAUCGGUGACCGAAAAUGAUCUUGUCGAGAUGUUUCAUCAAAUUUGCAAAAUCGCUCAUGAUCAAGAUUUAAGGCCAAAGAUUAAUUUGAAGCGACUUCCAAAUGGGACAAGUGAAGCGAUAAUUUCCUUUCAAACUUUGGAAGGAGCGCAGAGGAUUUCUCUCCUCUACAAAGCACACGAUUUCCAGGGACAAACCAUACACGCAUCGUUGAUU
Molecule: messenger RNA, 1956 nt
Organism: Mesorhabditis belari
Lineage: Eukaryota; Metazoa; Nematoda; Chromadorea; Rhabditida; Rhabditidae
Source: the annotation of a GenBank genome assembly